Messenger RNA from Cyprinodon variegatus (sheepshead minnow), 2319 nucleotides. Its product is annotated as high-affinity choline transporter 1-like. Gene Ontology annotation, biological process: choline transport; transmembrane transport; acetylcholine biosynthetic process. The transcript has 9 exons. Gene Ontology annotation, molecular function: choline:sodium symporter activity. The record is from RefSeq and is a predicted model, not a curated record. Lineage: Eukaryota; Metazoa; Chordata; Actinopteri; Cyprinodontiformes; Cyprinodontidae. The coding region runs from base 56 to 1696 and encodes 546 amino acids. Gene Ontology annotation, cellular component: plasma membrane.
GGGGAACUUAAGUAACAAGACAAGACAACGGUGUGACAUUACACCUGAAAGGAUCAUGGCAGUGGAUGUCCCUGGACUGGUGUCUGUGAUCAUUUUUUAUAUUCUUAUCCUGGCAAUUGGAGUAUGGGGAUCGCGUAAAGCCAGGCAUGUUGAGAAGAAAUGCACAGGCCCAAAGAGCGAGAUUGCCAUUGUUGGUGGCCGCAACAUCAGCGUUCUGGUUGGGAUGUUUACCAUGACAGCAACAUGGGUUGGUGGAGCUUAUAUUAUGGGAACUGCUGAGGUUGUUUAUUCUCCCAGCCAAGGCCUUGUCUGGGCUGUGGGCCCCCCUUCAUUUGCAAUGAAUUUUUUGUUGGGUGGACUAUUUUUUGCAAAACCAAUGAGGUCAAUGUGUUAUGUGACCAUGUUGGACCCGUUUCAGAUUCGUUAUGGCAGCAUAUUUACGGCAGUAAUCAUGCUUCCUGCUUUGGUCAGUGACAUAUUAUGGGUUGCCUGCAUCCUUGCUGCUCUUGGUGGAACUAUGAGCAUAAUUCUUGGGAUAUCAUCUACCAUCUCUAUCAUCAUCUCAGCAGCUGUCUCCAUCAUCUACACAUUUCUUGGAGGCCUUUACUCAGUUGCAUACACUGAUAUUUUCCAGCUUUGUUUUAUUUUUGUUAGCCUGUGGAUCUCUGUCCCGUUUACCGUGCUUAGUCCAGCAGUUACUUCUAUUUCACAAACACUUCCACUCAACCAUACAAAUAAACAUGAAUGGAUUGGACACCUAGAAAUGGCGGACGCAGGAAAGUGGGUCGAUGAGAUGCUGCUGCUGGCUUUAGGGGGACUGUCCUAUCAAGCUUUAUACCAAAGGAUCCUCUCCGCAUCCUCCUCUGCUCAGGCACAGAUCACCUGUUUCGCUGCUGCUGUGACAGUUUUUAUCAUGGGAAUCCCCUCAGUUGUCAUUGGAGUCAUGGCUGGUGCUGCAGACUGGAACCAGACUGAUUACGGUCUCCCUCCUCCGUUUGAACGAGGAGAUGCAGGGAAGAUCCUGCCUCUGGCUCUGCAGCACCUCACACCCACCUGGGUGGCAGUGUUAGGCAUUGGUUCUGUGGCUGCAGCUGUUAUGUCCUCCAUGGACUCUGUGCUGCUUUCAUCAGCAUCUAUGUUUACACAAAACAUAUACAAGAAAAUUUUGAGGAAAAAGGCCUCAGAGAGGGAACUGCAGUGGGUGAUCCGCAUUUGUGUGCUGGUUGUAGGUCUGGCUGGAAUGGGUUUGGCCUUUGGGGAUGACAGUGUAGCAGCUCUCUGGAUCCUAAGCGGAGAUCUCCUCUACUGUGUGAUUUUCCCACAGCUGGUCUGUGUUCUGCACUUCCAACGUGCAAACACCUAUGGAGCUAUUAGUGGCUUCGUGGUGGGCUUGUUGCUCCGGGUACUGAGUGGUGAACCCAUACUAAGGAUCCCUCCUGUGCUCCUGUACCCUGGAUGGAGGGAGGAGAAUGAUCGGAUCAUACAGUACUUUCCUUACAGAACUGUCGCCAUGUUAUCAUCUUUAAUAAGUAUUGUAGCAGUGUCAUGGCUGCUGGACCUGAUCUACAAUCGUCAACUUGUUCCAGAGUCGUGGGACUUUUUGCAGGUUUUUAAAGAGAAGAAUGAGACCGAGGAGCAGGACAGAGAAAAUGAUCCUUGUGAAGAAAUGAACCAAGUUUUCAACACAAAAUUCUGAAUUUCCAGACAUGCAGUAUACGACCAGCAGUUUUUGUAGUUUGCCAAGGCAGCUCCAUUACUGUAGUAACAUUGUUUUGUUUUGUUAUUUUGUUUUUUAAGAAAUCUGUUACAGCCACAUAGAGGCUGGGUGAUCAGUUUCUGGUUUGUUGUGCCUUCCUUAAGACUUCAUGUUCUUGAACUUCUUCUGAUCACUUCCUGAUGCAAUAACAAGCUUCAGAUUGUUUUGUCUUGACUUUAUGUGGAGGACAAAUAGUACUUACAUGUGAAACAACAGAACUCAUUUAACAGCUGUCAAUGGUCAAGCCAUUCUACCACAGUUCUAAGCACUGGAGAGUUUUUGUUUUUCACCUUCAUCAAAUCCUCUCAGUAUUAAAGUUAACUUUGUUUCAUAUUGUUUCACUUAGGUCAUUUCAAGCGAGUUAAAUGAAAGUGCAAUAAAGACAAUAAAUUAGUAUGGAUAUAAUUAUAUAUAGACAGGGGAAUCUAAGUGAAAUAGUCUGCUUAGAUGACUUAUAGACACAUGCACUGUUAGGACGCCCUACCUCCUCAUCCCCCAGUUUAUCUGUAAUGUGUCUGUUGGAGCAACAGAGGGCAGAGUUGUCAAAACAAAUGGGAAUGGUG